ACACGAUCCCCUCUCACUCUCUUACGUUUCAGCCCAAGGCUCUCUAGAUUAUAUUGCUGGAGCAGAGGAAUGGAUCACGACAUAUCACAUCCGGAACUCGAAGUGCUUCGAGUGAAGAAGCGUGUCGCAUUUCGUGUGUGCAAUGUUUCAAGUUAUACUACUGAAGUAAUGGAGAUUCAAGCUGAUAAUCCAACAUUUCAUGUUCUAUUCAUCCCUGGAAAUCCAGGUGUUGUUACAUUUUAUAAAGAUUUUGUGGAGGCUCUAUAUGAGCUUCUGGGUGGAACUGCGUCUGUGACAGCUGUUGGUCAUAUCUCACACACCAAUAAGAACUGGGAGCAUGGAAGAUUGUUCUCAUUAGAAGACCAGAUUAUUCACAAGAUGGACUUCAUCAAACAGGAAUUGCAAAAUACUGCAGUCCCUUUAUUACUGGUAGGACAUUCUAUUGGUGCAUAUAUAUCUAUGGAAAUGUUUAGAAUGUCUCCAGAGAAGGUAACUUAUUUUGUCGGGUUAUAUCCUUUUUUGGCUUUGAACCCACAAUCUACAAAGCAGACUUCUAUUGCGAAAAUUGCAGAGUCUCGCUUUGUCUGUGUUGCCUUGAGCAUUAUUGUUGCGCUCUUGGGAUUGUUGCCUAGAUCACUUUUGAGGUUAGUUGUGCUCACAUUCCUUGGGAAGUCAUGGUCAGCUGCUUCAAUUGAGGCUGCUUGCUCUCACUUAGUAAAGUACCACACCAUGAGGAACAUUCUAUUUAUGGCAAAGACCGAAUUCCAAAAGCUUUCAGAAACACCAGAUUGGGCAUUCAUGAGGGAAAAUCAGCACAAGAUUGCAUUUUUGUUCGGCAUUGAUGAUCACUGGGGUCCACUGCAAAUGUUUGAAGAGAUUGCCAAGCAGGUCCCUGAUGCUGCUCUAUCAAUUGAAAGAGAGGGUCAUACGCAUGCUUUCUGUUGCACUGAAGCUGGAUCAUUGUGGGUUGCUGAGCAUGUGGCAAGCUUGAUCAAGAAUAAAGUUUCACUGUGAUCUGCCCUUGCCCACCAUGUUCUUCUUUAGGAUGCAAAGAUUAGGCUUACAAUUGGAUGGAUAAGUCAAUGAAUUGUGUCUACAUUUGAUUGUUGCUUGGUGGAUGAGAUUAUACUAGAACUCUCGAGUGCCAACAAACUAGCUAGGCUGCUUCCUUGUGGACAUUAUCACAUUUCUGACCUGUUCUUGUUUGAUAAAUAAAGCUCUUUAUUUCAU
Molecule: messenger RNA, 1230 nt
Organism: Fragaria vesca subsp. vesca
Lineage: Eukaryota; Viridiplantae; Streptophyta; Magnoliopsida; Rosales; Rosaceae
Product: UPF0554 protein C2orf43 homolog
Exons: 13
Coding region: 70-1014 (314 amino acids)
Biological process (GO): lipid storage
Cellular component (GO): lipid droplet
Molecular function (GO): lipase activity
Source: RefSeq, a predicted model, not a curated record